This is a messenger RNA of Monascus purpureus, 354 nucleotides long. The record is from the annotation of a GenBank genome assembly. Lineage: Eukaryota; Fungi; Ascomycota; Eurotiomycetes; Eurotiales; Aspergillaceae.
AUGAAAGAGAAAAAGGAGACUGAAAACAAAAUGAAGAAAACGAAAAGGAAAGGGAGCGAGGGGAAGAAAAAGACAACAUCGAGCCAGUCGGCGUGGACCACACAGGAAGCUCUCUUGACGGACCUACGAGUCACUUCCGGCCAUCUGCUAGAACGCACUAGGCAUCCUCGCCAUGGCGGCAACGAACCAAGAGCUUGUUCUCGACUGACAAGUGGGUGUGGCGAUAUCCCCUUCUUCACAACCUCUGGCUGGCAGCUAUACACGCUGCACAUUUACCGGAAUCUUAAUGCCUGGUUCCCUUUCCCCCUUGGCGAAUCUGCCUGCUGUGGCAUCGAUGCCAGCAUUCGCAGCUAA